Nicotiana tabacum (common tobacco) is the source of this 1728-nucleotide messenger RNA. The record is from RefSeq and is a predicted model, not a curated record. NCBI's taxonomy places the organism in Eukaryota, Viridiplantae, Streptophyta, Magnoliopsida, Solanales, Solanaceae.
AAAAACAAAAGAAAGAGAAAACACAUUAGUGUGUAAUUUGUUCGCUCCUCUCAUUUCUCUCGUAGCAAAUCUGCUGUAAACUCCUAAAAGAGUUGCCAUGUAUAUGAUGAGGUAGUAAACAGUAAAUCCUCAGUUUCUCUUUCCCAGAACUGAAAAAGUGCUUCUCUUUUUUGUAGUUGCAGUGAGAUAUGGCUGAGGGAUUUGAAGCAUAUCAUGUCCCACAACAAAGCAGAAGAGAUAGGCUUAGAGUUUUUGUACAAAACCACCCUUCUGAUUCUGCUGCUGGUUUACUUCCUUUUGUUGACCAUCACUCACUUAUCCCUUCAGAUUUCCUUCUUGUUUCUGAUGCUAAAGAAAAGGGUGUUAAUUUCAUGGAUCCACAAUUAUCAUCUGGUGUUUCUUUUCAAGAAAUUAAUGGCAACCCUUUUCUCUACAGUCAUCAAAACUUUAGGUUUCUUGAUCAAUCUUUCAAUGGUGGUGAUGUUGAUGUGGUAUAUAAACAAGAACCAUUAUCUUCACUAGCUGCUGUUCCUGCGACUAAUAUUAGUAACAAUAAUAUUACAACAGGUCAAGGUUUGUCUUUGUCUUUGUCAUCAUCUCAUCAUUACAACAACCAAAGUAGUAGUAGUAGUAAUCUUCCUCUAGAGCUUAACCUACAAAGAUAUGACUCUUCAAUAUUUACCAACGACAUGUUAUCAAAGAGUAAUGCUACUGUUCCUCUUGGACCAUUCACUGGCUAUGCUUCAAUUCUAAAGGGAUCAAGAUUCUUAAAACCUGCACAACGAUUAUUGGAAGAGAUUUGUGAUGUUGGUAGGGGUAUUUAUGCUGAAAAAUUAGCUGCUAAUGAUAAUUAUGCAGUGAUGGAUCCUUCACUGGAAGCACCUUUAAGUGAUGAUCCCCAAUAUUCAUGUGGUGAUGGAAGUCAUGAGCUCAGGAGGAACAAGUCCAAGUUAAUUUCAAUGCUUAAUGAGGUACCAUUUAUUUUUUUGAGAUUUAAGAUUGGAUGUUUUUGCUAAGUAUCAUUGAAUUAUACUUUACUUUGAAUGUUCAUGCGAGCUUUAUUGAGCUGAGUUUCUCCUAGAAAUAGCCUCUCUAUCUUUACAACCUUCACAAGGCAUGGGUAAGGUCUGCGUAUAUACUAUCCUCUCCGGAUUCACUUGUUGGGAUAUAUUAGGUAUGUUGUUUGUUGUUGUUUCAAUGUUCAUGGGCGGAGCUAGAUUAUUUGGUACGGGUUGGGACUUGGGACGAACUUAAUAAUUUAUAAUCAGAUACUAUAUUUAUUUGAGGAAAUUCAUUAUAUGUAUAAAUAUUUAAUUGUUAACUCAUUAACUAAGAUGAACUAUUUGUUUGACAGCAAGUUGAGAACCAUCAGCUUCAAAUCCUAGCUUUGCUCUGUCAAUAUUUCCUGGGAUUUUGUUUUUCCUCGGAUACAAUUUGUUGUUAGCAAAUUGUCUAAUUUAUAUUUAUCUUUAGCUAUAGAUGACGUGACAGUAUAUAGAGAUUAACUCUUACCAUUAUAUCUUAGGUUUUUGCUCACCGCAUGGUUUGCAGGCUUGGUUUAAUUUCUUCAGAUAUUGUUUCAAUUUCUUUCCUAUGGUACUGCCUUGUUGUCUCUCUAUGAAAACUCUCAAAGUAAUUUCUUGCACGGUAGUUUCUAUGUAACUAAAAGUAGAUUCAUUCUAUAAGGCUUAGAGUUAUCGUUCAAUGUCUGUCCAACAUGCAGUAACC